AACAUUUGAGCCUGUAAUUUAACGGAGGCGUCAUUCCUGUAAGUAGUCUAAUGUCAUAGACAGUUGUUUAAAGAAGGAGAAAGGACAUACCUUUGUCUCUGUUGGUGGCGUUUUCUAGAGUCACAGCAGCGUGAUAUCAAUGACAAACAGUAAGCAGGAGCAACCAAACCAGACUGCAUCUCAUUGUUAAAAAACCUGAACCCCGACUGCGUCUUCUGGCUACUGGACUCACGAUGCCGCUGGGGCUGAAACCGAGCUGUGCUGUCUGUAAGACGAACUCUUCAUCGAUGUGGAAGAAAGGAAACCUGGGAGAAAUCCUCUGCAACAACUGUACAGGGAAGAGCAGCAGCGGUGGAGCAUCAGGACCCUCCAUGUCCUCCAAUACCCAGCCCAGCAAUGGCGGGGGCAAGCAGUCCAAGCAGGAGAUCCACAGGCGGUCUGCACGUCUCAGAAGCACCAAAUACAAAGCUCCUGCAUCUGAGAAGAAGGUGUCAACAAAAGGAAAGGGGAGACGACACAUUUUCAAACUCAAGAAUCCAAUCAAAGCACCAGAAUCUGUAGCAACAAUCAUCACUUCAGAAUCUCUGUUUUAUAAGGGUGUUUACUACCAGACAGGAGAUGUGAUCAAGGUAACAGAUGAAGAUGACGGUAAGCCAUACUACGCUCAGAUUCGAGGCUUCGUACAGGACCAGUACUGUGAAAAGAGCGCCGCACUGACCUGGCUCAUCCCCACCCAGGCCAGUCCAAAGGACCUGUUUGAUCCUGGGACAUAUAUUGUUGGUCCAGAGGAGGAUUUGCCCAGAAAGAUGGAGUACCUGGAGUUUGUGUGUCACGCCCCCUCUGAAUAUUUCAAGUCACGGAGCUCGCCGUUCCCCACCAUUCCCAUCAGACCAGAAAAAGGCUACAUCUGGACCCACAUAGGACCCACACCAGCUCACACAGUCAAAGAGUUUCCCAGUAGUGGAAGUUAAUAGUGUUGUGAUAUGGACUUAGUCUGUUUAAACAGACAUUUGUACAUUAAUGUAAUAUAAUGAAACCAAAAAUGGCUGUUGAGAACGGCUAUUAUUUCAGAUGGAAAUUUGUAAUUUGAUACAAAGAAAAACAAGUUUAACUACGGUUCAAAUGAGGCAAAAUGAUGCUGUUGACACAACUGUUGCAAUGGAAUAUUACUUUUGUAUUUAGUAAUAAACAAAAUAGCUCUUUUCAAUUA
Scomber japonicus (chub mackerel) is the source of this 1210-nucleotide messenger RNA. RefSeq names its product GATA zinc finger domain containing 1 (gene gatad1). Gene Ontology annotation, molecular function: sequence-specific DNA binding; zinc ion binding. Gene Ontology annotation, cellular component: nucleus. The transcript has 5 exons. Gene Ontology annotation, biological process: chromatin organization; regulation of DNA-templated transcription. Lineage: Eukaryota; Metazoa; Chordata; Actinopteri; Scombriformes; Scombridae. The record is from RefSeq and is a predicted model, not a curated record. Bases 234 to 971 code for a protein of 245 amino acids.